GUCAAGGGUUAGACGGGUUGACCCGCGGGUUAGAAAUGCAUCAACCCGACCCGUUGACCUGUCCUCAACCCGCGGGUCAGAUUGCGACCCCUACAUAUUUUCAGCUACAAAGCCAAGUACAAUUAGAUCUAAGACCGUUAUACAAGCCCCGAGUUUUCAUGUGGGUUCCUCAUUUGCUCGAGACUGUACUAUGUCCAAGCUGCAAGAAAAAGCUGGACACCCAUGGAUGGCCAACAUCGUCUGCUGCCCAUAGAGUCAUCGAUAUCACGGACAACUUUUAAAUAAUGUCCUACUGUUAUAAAUACAACAAUGGAUGCAAUACAACAUAUAUGGGGCAUGACGAAGAGGUCGUUGCUAUGUUACCACCCGAGCUAUCGAAGAAUUCCCUACUUAUUUUUUGCAUCGCAGCGGCGUGUCAUUUCAAGUGAUGCGACUAAUGUACAGUACCUUCGCUUCUGGAAUAGGGCCCAAGCCAUUCAUGCGUAUGCUUUACGAGCUCCAUAAUCUUCGACACGACGGUCUGGAGCAUCAAUUCGUCAAAAAGCGUGAGCACAUUCAAGACCAACAGAGGGAACUCGAACUUAAACACAAGCAAAGAAUGCUGAAUAGUAUGGUGAAACGAAUUAAGAUUGCAAAAUUUUCAUCAUUCGAGGAUACUACUACUGGAUACUGUGGCUUCGUACCAAGUGCCAAGUACUUCACAGAACUUUUCAAUGGCUUUGUGGAAAAGUAUGUACAGAUCACAAUCAGUACACAAGCUCCUUAUCAGCAGACGUCGUGCAUGUUGAUCACAGCUAUAAAGUAAAUUGUUGAUAUAGUAUGCUUAAAUUUGAUUGAGCUGUUAAACUUCCAAUCCUUAGGUCCCUG
This is a messenger RNA of Zychaea mexicana, 867 nucleotides long. RefSeq lists its product as uncharacterized. The annotation marks the transcript as partial. The record is from RefSeq and is a predicted model, not a curated record. The transcript has a single exon. NCBI's taxonomy places the organism in Eukaryota, Fungi, Mucoromycota, Mucoromycetes, Mucorales, Lichtheimiaceae.